AGGAACACCAAGUGAACCGGAUGUUAUUGCAAUGUCAACGAUGGCGAUCAUCAUGUUACCGUGAAAUAUGAUCAAAUAAGCAGACCUAGGAGUGUUAUUUAUAUGUUUGAUGACGCUGAGUGUCAUUACAUGCUAACACGCAGACAGGUGUUUAGUUUAUUAGUGAAGUAAGUUAAGUAGAAGAUGGCUUUCAACGAAGUUAGUCGCAGUGUUCGCCUGUUAGUUCAAAUUCAAAGAUGUCGCCCAGCGGUGGUUGCCAAUCAGAUGGCAGCUCGGUGCAUGAGUCAGGUUGCACGACCGGAGCCCACCGCAGACGAAAACGAAGCCGUGAGCCCGACUUUUGUGAACAGAAAUCCCCGGAACCUGGAGCAGAUGGCUCUGGCUGUGAAGGAUCGGGGCUGGAAGACGACAUGGCCCCACCAGCAGUUCUACCACAGGUUGAUGUUCUCUCGCAGCCAAAACCAUGUGACAGCAGAGGUGUUUUCCAGCAGCUCUCUUGAGCCAGUGAUUUCUUGUUCAACCCAAGAGUGGGCAGUGAAGAAGGAACUGUAUUCCACAAACUGUGUGGCAGCUUGUCAGGCUGUGGGGGAAGUGCUGGCACGACGAUGCGUGCAGGCUGGCAUCACCAGGAUGGUGUACAGGGAUAUUCCUUGGACGUACCGUUCAGAUUCUGUUCAGGCUUUCAGGACUGCAAUGAAAGUAGGAGGAAUUACUCUCAGUGAACCCAGAAGGAAAUAUGUCGAGAGCUGAAUUUAGGCAUUAUCUUUUUCUGUAGUCUUCUCUGUAACUCAUGUUCCCAUUUAAAAGAAAAAAUGAAUUAAUCAUUUAUUACUGUACAGAUAGACAACCACAACUCUCAUUGAUAAUACCAAAUGAACAAAGUAGUUUUUUGGGGGGGAUAAAUUGUUGUGAAUUCAACCUGUUCUCUUCUGGUGUAUUAUUCAGUCAGGAAAUAAACUGGUUGGAGUACAAUCA
Molecule: messenger RNA, 975 nt
Organism: Melanotaenia boesemani (Boeseman's rainbowfish)
Lineage: Eukaryota; Metazoa; Chordata; Actinopteri; Atheriniformes; Melanotaeniidae
Gene: mrpl18
Product: mitochondrial ribosomal protein L18
Exons: 4
Coding region: 184-750 (188 amino acids)
Biological process (GO): translation
Cellular component (GO): mitochondrion; ribosome
Molecular function (GO): structural constituent of ribosome; 5S rRNA binding
Source: RefSeq, a predicted model, not a curated record